UAUAAUUACAGUGAUACCUCAGGUUAAGUACUUAAUUGGUUCGGGAAGUCCGUUCUUAACCUGAAGUGUUCUUAACCUGAAGUGAACUUUCCCAUUGAAAGUAAUGGAAAAGUGGAUUGAUCCGUUCCAGACAAUAAAAAAACCCCUAAAACAGCAAUUUAAGACGAAUUUUAGUGUCUAACAAGACCAUUGAUCCAUAAAAUGAAGGCAAUAAUCAAUGUACUGUGCUAUAAAAUAAAUAAGACAGUAUUGUAGAUGAAAAAAAUUAAAAUUUAAUUUUUUUCUUACAUGCACUGAUGAUAGUCAUUGUUUGGAUGGGGGCUUUUAUCCAUUUCUGAAGUCACACAAUCAACCAGUGGCUGAAUUGGGCUCCACAUGAUCCCCAAAACAAUGGCAGAAGGCAGAGUCCCCCAGAAGUCCCCCAAACGAAGGAACAAAGCAGAGACAAAGGCACAGGGCAGACUCACGUAAAAAAAUCCCAAACCUGGCUAGGUGCUACACCUGGGGAUGGGGCAAGGGUUGGUAGAGGACUUUUCGGCCCAGACUCAUCUUUCUUUUCUUAACAGCUUCACUGUUCUUGGUCUUCGUUAGGCAAGUGCUUCUUACCUAACUUUGGGGCUGGGAUGCAACCUCCUGGGCAUCCUCCUGAUGUCAGGGCCUGGCUCCGGGCAUUCGCAGAGGCCUCAGAGAGCUCUCGCUGCUGGAGCCCCAGUCACAGAGUCUCCGUAGGCCCCACGGAUGUCUGGGCUUGCUCUGGGCAGCGGUGAGGCCUCCAAGAGCUUGGAACACUUACUUCCGGGUUAAAAACGUUCGUAACCCAAAAAACCAUAACUCAAGGCAUUCGUAACCAGAGGUACCACUGUAGUACAAAUUUAACAUUUGAUAUUUCAAGUUCACUAUCCUCAUUCAGGAACAGAAUGCCAUACUUAAAUAUCAUAUUAUAUCUAUUUUUCAUAUAUAAUUUCAGACAUGGAUGAUUGCUUUCAAUGCUCAGAAGAUCAUUAUCCAAACAUUGACCAGGAUGGAUGCCUCCCAAAAUACAUAAGCUUCCUGACAUACAAUGAGCCUCUGGGGGUUAUUUUGACCACAUUUGCAGUUUUAUUUUCUUUAAUCACAACUUUGGUUCUUGGAAUAUUCCUCAAGCACCAGGACACUCCCAUAGUCAAAGCCAAUAAUCGGAACCUCACCUAUGUUCUCCUGUCCUCUCUCCUCCUCUCCUUUCUUUGUGUUUUGCUAUUCAUUGGCAAACCAGAUGAAGCGACAUGUCUCCUACGGCAAACUACUUUUGGUGCAAUCUUCUCAGUGGCAGUUUCCUCUGUAUUAGCCAAAACCACAAUAGUAGUUCUAGCUUUCAUGGCUAUCAAGCCAGGCUCUAGGAUGAGGAGAUGGGUGGGGAAACAACUGGCAACCUUUAUUGUUCUUUCCAGCUUCCUUGUUCAAACUGUUUUUAUUACUGUGUGGUUGGCAACCUGUCCCCCAUUCCCAGAUGUUGACAUGCACUCAAUCAAUGAAGAAAUUGUACUAGAAUGCAAUGAAGGGUCAAAUACCAUGUUUUACUCUGUUUUGAGCUUCAUGGGUUUCCUGGCCAUUGCCAGCUUAACUUUGGCUUUCCUAGCUAGGAAGUUGCCCGAUAGUUUUAAUGAAGCCAAGUUUAUCACUUUCAGCAUGUUGGUCUUCUGCAGUGUGUGGUUGUCUUUUGUCCCAACUUACUUGAGCACAAAAGGGAAACACAUGGUGGCUGUGGAGAUCUUCUCCAUCUUGGCCUCUAGUGGUGGCUUACUGUGCUGCAUCUUUUUCCCAAAAUGCUUUAUCAUUUUGCUGAGGCCAGAACUGAACAGCAGGGGACAACUAAUACGAAGAAAUAAAGAAUAAUCAAGUACCUCAUCAAGUCAACCAACACACCUGUAAUCUUACUGAUUUCAAUUGCAUCAAAAUAAUUGAUGAUUGACAGAUACAUUCCAAUUCACAAAUGAUGUUUUUUGAGUUGCAACGAGUGAUAUAAAUAUGGAGUUCUCAACACACUGGGUGAUAACCAUUGUUACUCAUACUCAGAGUACAUCCACAUAAAUAUAAUCCAUAACUCCCUUGAAUUUAAUGGGCAUGCUCUGAGUAUGACUUGGAUUAGACAUCACCCUUUCAGAAUAAUAUGGGAGUACAUUAUAAUUAUUAUUGUUUUGAAGUACUUCCGUUUUCUAAAAUUUUCUAAAUAUCAAUAGCUCACUAAAAAGAAUAAAAGAAGGGGCCUAGCAUCUGUCUCUCCCACUUAAGAAAAGGCUUUGGCUGAGAUAUGAUAAACAUGUUUUCUUUAAAAUAUUGCACAGCAUCUGUGAUUCAAAGCAAGUGAUUAUCUCUCCUGUAAUUAUUCAAAAUUACAUCUUCUAUCUUGCCCUAGGGUCCUCUUCUGCCCACAUGCAAAUGAUGAAACUAAGACUGGAGGAUCUUAUUAAUAACUAUGAACUCUAUUUGGUUGGGUCUAUAGACAUACAGAGACUCAUGAGUCUGGCUUUGAAUCAGCUGUGUGAGUGACAAUUCAAGUUAGGCUUUGCUGCUCAGGAUCAUGGGAAUGGCAGUAUCAGAAGAGGUGAACUUGUGCCUAAAUAAAGAGUACCUUUAAAGAUGGUAGUGUUUCGAUUGCUAGUGCUCUUAUUGUUGGUGCAUGGGAUGUGCAAGUUUCAUCAUAUUCCUCAAUGUUACAUCAGGGUACCCAUCCCUAUUCUUCACAAAUAUUAUCAGUCAGGAGACCUCAUCAUUGCUGGCAUUAUUUCUCAGAUCUACAUAUUUUCAGAUACCCUAUCCUUUGAGAAACACCCAUCUCAGGAAUUUUCAGAUGACCAUAUGUAAGUAGGUGCAUGUUUCAUCCAGAUU
Messenger RNA from Podarcis raffonei (Aeolian wall lizard), 2865 nucleotides. Its product is annotated as vomeronasal type-2 receptor 26-like. Lineage: Eukaryota; Metazoa; Chordata; Lepidosauria; Squamata; Lacertidae. Gene Ontology annotation, cellular component: membrane. The record is from RefSeq and is a predicted model, not a curated record. Bases 970 to 1872 code for a protein of 300 amino acids. Gene Ontology annotation, biological process: G protein-coupled receptor signaling pathway. Gene Ontology annotation, molecular function: G protein-coupled receptor activity. The transcript has a single exon.